Molecule: messenger RNA, 1936 nt
Organism: Zea mays
Lineage: Eukaryota; Viridiplantae; Streptophyta; Magnoliopsida; Poales; Poaceae
Source: RefSeq, a predicted model, not a curated record
AUGUUGCGUUUCCGUUUUUCCUUUCUUGUAUUUGGAAGUGAAGUGGAAUGAGGCAGCACAGCCUGCUCCUACAGCCGAUGAGAUGAGGUGAUUGAGGUCCGUCCAGGACAAAAAAGCGAAACGACUCCUUCAGUUCCGUCCCGUUCGUGACGACCUCCGGUCCCGGGAGGGGGAGGGGGAGGGGGAGGGAGAGGCGAGGUCAUGGCCUCCGGCACCGGCUCCGGCCAGCCGCAACCCGCAGCAGCUGAUGCUGACCCGGGAGCCGGCGACAACAAGCUCGUCUUCGAGACGCCGCUGCAGCCGCAGCCCGUGAGGGAGGACUACGUCGAGAACGCCGUCAAGUUCCUCUCCCACCCAAAGGUCAGGGGCUCCCCCGUCGUCUACAGACGAUCCUUCCUCGAGAAGAAGGGCCUCACCACACAGGAGAUCGACGAGGCCCUACGAAGAGUCCCUGAUCCUGAACCCAUCACUACGGCUACCGCUUCUCCACAGCAGCAGGUUGGCAGCCAGAAUCAAUCAGCUGGGGCGCAAACUUAUGCGCCAGCGCGAUCUAUGCACCCAGCAACCGCUGGCCCUGUCGUCCGACCCCGGUUCAGCUGGUACCAAGCAUUCCUCGCUGCAGGGCUCUUGCUUGGUUUUGGUGCUAGCACGGCUGUCUUUAUCAAGAAACUGUUCCUUCCUAGGCUCAAGUCUUGGAUCCGCAACGUCGUAGCACAAGGUGAUGGCGCUGAAGGCAACCAACUUAAGCACAGGAUUGAUGAGGAAACGGCUGAGGCUGUAAAGGCUUCUGCUUCAGCUGUUUCUGCUAUUGCCAAAACAAACCAGCAGCUGCUUGCUUCAAAGGAUGAAGAAAAGAAGAUACUCGUGACAUUAACACAAGCUCUAGAUUCCCAAGCCAAGGAGUUAAAAUCCUUGACCGAGUCAAUCAAUCGUACCAGGGAACCCAUAAACAUUACCAGAGACGAUAGGUUUUCUCAGCACCGCCCACUGGAAGACCAUGUCCCUCCUGUUACGAGGAAUGGGGCAAUUAACAGUUCAUGGAGAUCUUCUCAGCAAACUAACAUGUAUGGUGUGUCACAUGGUGACUUUGGUUCCGCAGCAAGGUCUGCUUCAUUCGUGCCAGCACCUGCUGAACCUACAGCUGGAUCAUUUUCAAGAUCUUGUGCCGAGCAGACGUCCACCGCUGCACAACGAGCGGAUAGGUCCUCUGGCGGUAAGCCAUGGGAGAUGCAGCAGUAUUCGCAGCAGAGGCCUGGUUAUGGAUCCAACUCCCAGUUGAAUGAUGAUGGAUCAUACUCUGAUGCCCAGGACAGCUAUGCUCCUUCCUAUUACCAGAAUGGAAAGGCCCCUGAUUUUCAAUCAGAUGAACCUAGGUCUUUGACCUACAACACUGGGAUUGAGGAGAGACCGCCGCCGCCUCAGCGCCGCUGGGUGCCCCCUCAGCCUCCAGGUGUUGCGAUGCCAGAAGCAGCUGCUGCUAUACGUCAACCAAAGGUCCCUCCAAAGCAGCCCUCCAGCGAUGCCUCUCGGGCAGCUGGAGAGAUGCAGGUGAAUGGUGCUUCAAGUGCAUCACCGGAUGCUGUGACUGAGGUUCCUGUUAAUAGUGCUACCACAAGUGAUGCUGGACACAGCGAGAUCGAAGAACAACCAGUGGCCGUCUAAGUGAAAAACCGAGACCAGCCAAGAACUGGGAAGCAAUCUAAGAGAGAUUUGGGGUUUCUGGUACAUACUGGGGUUUGUCAUACAUUUCUGAAUAACAUGUGUCAGAACAGCAUGACGACAACAUGUCAAUAAGUAGCAGAUAGUUUCUGUAUUUAGAGUAAUGCUACUUGUACACAGGAGAAUGUCAAGCAUUAUCUAUGGCUGUUCGAUCGAGGGUGCUUAAAGGUUGUGAAUUGUUGUCUUUUAUUUUGUUUGCAUUUUGCUGUUCGCUUCA